Messenger RNA from Thecamonas trahens ATCC 50062, 3703 nucleotides. RefSeq names its product NEK protein kinase. Bases 11 to 3703 code for a protein of 1230 amino acids. Gene Ontology annotation, molecular function: ATP binding; protein kinase activity. Gene Ontology annotation, biological process: protein phosphorylation. The record is from RefSeq and is a predicted model, not a curated record. Lineage: Eukaryota; Apusomonadida; Apusomonadidae. The transcript has 3 exons.
CCUCCCUACCAUGGCGACUGUGACAGCCACAGCCACGGCUAUUGCGGGGACGACCCCUAUGGCGACGCCCACAGCCAGCAAACAACAUACAUCGAGGCAUGGACAAGCAGACUUGAGUGGGAGCGGGACAAGCCAGAAGACGACGGCGGGGGACAUGGGGGACAUGGCGGCGGCGGCGUACCUUCUUCCGCCUGACACGGCACUCAUCCAUGACUCAGUGGGAGGAACGGAUGCUGUUGGAAGUGGAGGAUUUUCUGUAGUUGUUCGGGCAUCGCUUCAUGGCAGACCAGUUGCGGUCAAACUCCUUCAUUCGCUCGCUGGGAAUGGUUCCAUCAACUCGGCUCAUUCGCACAAGGCAUUGGAAUCGAUGGGCAAGUUCAACAAGGUCAACGAGUGUAACGAGGUCCACAAGAGCAGCACCGAUCAUCAUGGUGAUUGCUCGUCGUCUAUCACCUCAUCGUCGACUACCUCUGCGCAUGGUCAAUCUUCUCUUGGCUCACAUCCGUACGGCUGUCACUCUCACUCUGGCUCGGGUGGAAGAGCUUUCUCAUCCAUGCAGGACACCAUCUCGGAGGCUUCUGCUGAUGCCAUGUCGUCGGGGACUGUUACUGCCACUGCCACCGCUACAGGCAUCAUGCCGUCAUCUGCAGGGACGCCUACAGCCCGGGCAGACUCGCGCUCUUCGCAUGCUCGCUGUCAGCAGGAGCAGCUGGCUGCCGCCCACGCGCCGGCGCAGGACGAUCCGUUCUGGCGCGAGGCUGCCCUGCUUCAUCGUUGCGCCCACCCGAAUGUGGUUGCCCUCGUCGGUGCUCGCCCGCUCCCGCCGCCGGCUGCCAUCGUCAUGGAACUGGUGCUCGGCGGCGAUCUUGCUGCCGUAAUCCGCAAGGCAGCGCUUCGCCGCGCUCUCACUCCGAGCGACAAGCGCACUGUGCUAGCCUCUGUUGUUGCCGGUCUGGCACACAUCCACUCGCUCGACGUCAUGCACCGCGACAUCAAGCCUGCAAACGUGCUGCUCGUUCGAGAUCCGGCCUCUGGCCGCAUCACCUCUGCCAAGAUUUGCGAUCUCGGCGUUGCUCUUCCGCUCGACCAUCCGGCUGUUCGCUUUUCUCGCGCCGGCACCCCGCGCUACAUGUCGUCUGAAGUUCACAUGGGCCAGCCCAACACACUCUCGUCCGAUGCUUACUCGCUUGCUGUCCUUGCCUGGGAGCUCCUCGCCCUCCGCCGAGCAUUUGCCGCUGGUCGCGACAAUCUCCACGCCCCGCCGGGCGAUCUUGCUGUCUUUGCGCGCUCAGACCUUCUCUCUCCGUCUGCCGCUGACGCGCUCUCGGCCGCGCUCUCACCGCUCCCUUCGGAACGGCCAUCGCUCGCCGCACUUUCUGCACUCCUCACGCACGACGAACCCGCUUCUACGCCUGCUCUUGCCAAGCCCACGGCAGUGCCCGUAUCCAUGCCCACGAUGCCGCCUGCGCCCGUCAUCGCCCACCCUCACUUCGCCAAGCGUAGCCUUGUUGCCCGCCCCACGCAGCGCAACGAGGCUGCAGAAGAAGAAGAGGUCAGAAAGGCGAAGGAACUCAAGUCGGAGGACGUGCUCGACUCGGAGAUCAAGCGCAAGAAGAAGGAGAAGAAGCUGCAUCGCAGUGUCGAUACCGAAGAGGCCAAGCGCCUCAGCAACACAGCUUCUCGCUCUGAGGCCGAGGCCAAGGCCGUUGCCGAAGCGCAGGCGCAGGUGCAGGCACAGGCGCAGGCGCUGUCACAGGCACAGGCAAGGGCGCAGGUUACCGCAGAGGUCAUCCACACCCGCAAGCGCAUUGCAGCCAAGCGCAGUUCGCAAUCCAGGUCCAAGGUGGUCGAGCGGAACAAGGCACACCGUGUCCCACCCGCUCCCGAGCCCGCUGGCUCGAUGUCCCCUGGUGCCUCCCCUUCCCAGGUCCUUCGCCAUGGCCGCCCUGCUGUUUCUCGCCGCGACAUCUCCGUGCCUGGCCCACCUGCUGCGCCCAAAGAGGUUGUUGCAGACUCUGUCUCCGACGCCUCCGACGUCUCCGACGCUUCCGACGCUUCCGACGCCCCCUGUUCAUCCUCACCCUCGGGGUCCGACGUGGCUGCCACCCAUGCUGCCGCCUCAGCUCGACUCGCGGCCGUGCUUAAUGACUUGGACGAGAUCAACGAGCUGGGCUCAUCCGCUGCAGAGGAGCUCACGGUCCAGUCCCAGGACAUUGCCGCCUCGUCAUCAUCUGUCCUGGCGGCUGCACCCAAGCCUUCCUUCUCGCAUCGCUUGUUCUCAACCAUCGCCAAGGUCACCACAGUCUUCUCGGGCAAAUCUGACAAGCAAGCCGCACUCGCGCCGCGUUCCUCCUCCCGUGCCGUCACCUCGAGCGAUGAUGACUUUUUCUAUGACGAUGACGAUGCUGCCGGCGAUGAUACUGCCGUCCUUCGCCAUGGCCGCCCUGCUGUUUCUCGCCGCGACAUCUCCGUGCCUGGCCCACCUGCUGCGCCCAAAGAGGUUGUUGCAGACUCUGUCUCCGACGCCUCCGACGUCUCCGACGCUUCCGACGCUUCCGACGCCCCCUGUUCAUCCUCACCCUCGGGGUCCGACGUGGCUGCCACCCAUGCUGCCGCCUCAGCUCGACUCGCGGCCGUGCUUAAUGACUUGGACGAGAUCAACGAGCUGGGCUCAUCCGCUGCAGAAGAGCUCACGGUCCAGUCCCAGGACAUUGCCGCCUCGUCAUCAUCUGUCCUGGCGGCUGCACCCAAGCCUUCCUUCUCGCAUCGCUUCUUCUCAACCAUCGCCAAGGUCACCACAGUCUUCUCGGGCAAAUCUGACAAGCAAGCCGCACUCGCGCCGCGUUCCUCCUCCCGUGCCGUCACCUCGAGCGACGAUGACCUUUUCUAUGACGAUGACGAUGCUGCCGGCGAUGAUACUGCCGAUGACGACCUUUUUGACGCCCGCGCCGUUUCCUCUAUUGGAGUCGCAGCCAAGGUCGAGGAUACCGAGCCCGAGCCCGAAUCUGAGGCCAGGCCCGAGGCCAAGCCCGAGUCUGAAGAGCAGGAUGAUGACGAAGAGGAGCUCUCAUUCGCCUCCGACCUGGGCGCCUUUCCUACCGCCGUCGCCGACCCGCUCGCUUUCGACAGCCCUGCCCCGCCUCCGACCUCGAGCACAACGUGGUCAGAUGCCGGUUCUGGCUUUGGUGCCAGUGCUGGUUCCGCCUCUGGUGCUUGGUAUGGUUUAGACGUUGGUCCUAGCAUUGGCGCCAGCUUUGCCGCCACCGGCGGUAUUGGUGGCUUCUCUGCCGCUCCUUCUCCGCCGGCCGCCGCACCCCUUGCCCUCGAUGUCGCCUCUGACUCGGACGACGACGACUGGGAGUCGGACGACGAGUGCGUCAUUCUCGACGCGGUGGCGCCAGCACCGGCUUCGACGCCGCCUACACCGCCCACCGCCAACCCGCAUAUCGCCAUUGACGACGUCCGUGAGUCUGCGUCUCUCUCUUGGGAGCCGCUGGAUGCGGCCCUUGUGGAUGCAGGCUGGGUCUAUGAAGUUGUCGCCACCUCGCCAGCAUCACCGGGCUACGCCCCUAUCUACGGUGGCUGCGCCACCUCAGUCGUCCUCCCGCUCCCUCCUCCUGGCACCACGUUCUUCCUCCGUCUUCGCAAUGCAUCGGCAGUCUCGGAGCCUCUGCCUUUUAGCACCCUUGGCGAGCAACUGUAA